AUGAUAUUGCCUAGUACAUUGAAGGCUACCAGUAAAGAUACUUGGGCAUACAUGAGUGUGAAGGAGCUGAAGGAGGCACUGCAGCUCAACAGUACUCACUUCCUCAAUGUCUACUUUGCUAGCUCAGUGCGGGAAGACCUUGCUGGUGCUGCCACCUGGCCUUGGGACAAAGAAGCCAUCAGUCACCUGGGUGGUGUCGUCCUCAACCCAGCCUAUUAUGGCAUGUCUGGCCAUACCAACAUUAUGAUCCAUGAGGUGGGGCAUGUCCUGGGACUCUACCAUGUCUUCAAAGGGGUCAGUGAGAGGGAAUCCUGUGAUGACCCCUGUAGGGAGACAGUGCCAUCCAUGGAUACAGGAGACCUCUGUGCCGACACUGCCCCUACUCCCAAGAGUAAGCUGUGCCAGGACCCAGAGCCUACCAAUGACACCUGUGGCUUCACCCACUUCCCAGGGGCUCCAUUCAGCAACUACAUGAGCUAUACAGAUGAUGACUGCACCAACAGCUUCACCCCUAACCAAGUGGCCCGGAUGCAUUGCUAUUUGGAUCUUGUGUAUCAGCAGUGGAGUCAAAAUCGGAAGCCUACCCCCAUCCCCCUCCCACCCAUGGUCAUUGGGCAGACCCACACAUCCCUCACCAUCCACUGGCUUCCUCCGAUUAGUGGCGUUGUGUAUGACAGGGUCCCAGGCAGUGUGUGUGGUGCCUGCACUGAAGAUGGGACAUUCCGUCAGUACGUGCACACAGCUUCCUCCCGGCGUGUGUGUGACUCCUCAGGUUACUGGACUCCAGAGGAGGCUGUGGGGCCUCCAGACGUGGACCAGCCUUGUGAGCCGAGCUUGCAGGCCUGGAGUCCUGAGCUCCACCUGUACCAUAUGAACAUGACAGUCCCCUGCCCUGCAGAAGGCUGUAGCCUGGAGCUGCUCUUCCAGCACCCGGUCCAAGCUGACACCCUUACCCUAUGGGUCACCUACCUCUCCAUGGACUCCUCCCGGGCACUCUUUGACACGGAGAUCUUGCUGGAACACCAGGAUUCUGUGCACCUGGGCCCCUUAGACACUUUCUGUGACACCCCACUCACUAUCAAACUGCAUGUCGAUGGGAAGGUCUCAGGGGUGAAAGUCUACACCUUUGAUGAGCGGAUGGAAAUUGAUGCAGCUCUGCUGACUUCCCAGCCCCACAGUCCCUUGUGCUCUGGCUGCAGGCCUGUGAGGUACCAGGUUCUCCGUGAGCCCCCAUUUGCCAAUGGCUUGCCCAUGGUGGUGACAAAUCCUCACAGGAAGUUCACGGACGUGGAGGUCACACCGGGGCAGAUGUAUCGAUACCAAGUUCAAGCUGGAGCUGGGACAGAUCUGGGAGAAGCUUCACCUCCGCUGAGCCAUAUCCAUGGAGCUCCUUACUGUGGAGAUGGGAAGGUGGCGGGGAGCCUGGGAGAAGAGUGUGAUGAUGGGGACCUUCUGAGCGGAGAUGGCUGCUCAAGGGCGUGCCAGCUGGAGGAAGGCUUCCACUGUGCAGGGGAGCCAAGCCUAUGUUACAUAUAUGAGGGAGAUGGGAUAUGUGAACCUUUUGAGAAGGAAACCAGCAUCAUAGACUGUGGCCUCUAUACUCCCAAAGGAUACCUGGAUCAAUGGGCCACCCAAGCUUACUCCUCUCAUGAAGACAAGAAGUGUCCUGCUUCCUUGGUAACUGGAGAACCUCAUUCAAUGAUUUGCACAUCAUACCAUCCAGAUUCACCAGAGCACUAUCCCCUUACUGGCUGGUUUCCCUGUGUCACCAAUGGAAAUAGACCUCAGGAUAAAAGAAGUGAGCAGACAGAAGGUAGCCUGGAGAGAGAGGAUGAGGUGUGGCUAAAAGUGUGUUUCAGUAGACCAGGAGUGGCCACGGCAGUUUUCGUUUUCUUGACAUCUGAUGGCCCAGUACUCAGAGAACAUCAGCGGCCGACAGUGACUGUUCACCUGACCGAUGUCAGUGGGAACAACCACUCUCUUGGAACCUAUGAGCUGUCAUGCCAGCAUAACCCACUGGUUAUCAAUGUGACCCAUCACCUGACUGUCCUCUCCCACCAUACCACCUCAGUGCUGCUGAAUUUCUCAUCCCCAUUGGUGGGCAUCUCAGCAGUGGCUCUAAGGACAUCUUCCCACAUAAGUCCUUCAACUCCCAAUAAGUGCAUCCCAGAGCAUGAGGGGCAAAAUCAUCAGGGACAGAGAUAUGAGUCAUUACAUGAACAUAAUGUAAUGGAAACAUUGAUUGUAACUUCUCUACUCCUACAAGAUGAUAAAUGCAACAGAUCCCCCAGCAUUGAAUCUUCUGAGGAUGAACAUCAUCUCCUUCUCCAGGGCAUGGGCUGA
This is a messenger RNA of Neomonachus schauinslandi (Hawaiian monk seal), 2343 nucleotides long. It is a transcript of the gene PAPPA2, whose product is annotated as pappalysin 2. NCBI's taxonomy places the organism in Eukaryota, Metazoa, Chordata, Mammalia, Carnivora, Phocidae. The transcript has 14 exons. The record is from RefSeq and is a predicted model, not a curated record. The coding region runs from base 1 to 2343 and encodes 780 amino acids. Gene Ontology annotation, molecular function: protein binding; metallopeptidase activity.